AUGGAAAUGGAAGUCGAUUUGGAUACAACUGGAUGGUUUGAUAUACCUUUUGAAAUGCGAGAAAUGAUUAUAAAUUAUAUGGAUGUUCCAACAAAAAUCCAAUUUUCACAAUGUUCGAAAUUAUGUUUUGAAGAAGUCCAAUUACCUGAUUUGCGUUACACUUCUGUCAAUAUAAAAAAUAGUCCAUUCACUAAACUGGAAGGCGUUUCUUUCGAAGUGUUGAGAGAUCAUAUCUGGACUAGUGAUUCAGAAGACGAAGACGAAAACGAAUCGGAUGUUGAUCAAGAGAUCGAAUGGAUGAGAUUGAAAAGGUUUCUAGUUUGUGAUAAUUCUGCCAUAUCUGAAGAAAAUUUGAUGUAUUUACGCUCAAAAUAUGGCAAUCAAUUGAUUGAAGUUGAAACAAGAGAAAAAGUUACUGAUUAUGUAAUGUAUCUUUUGCGAGGUUUAUUGAAAAUUCUGAAGAAUUGCUUAAGAAGCUUGACGAUCAGUAUUGUGAGUCAUUUUGAAGGGAAUUUAGCCUCAGAGACUUAUUUUCAGCCCGAUUUUCCGUACAACAAGAUGAAAAUUGAAAGAAAUUUGAAAUAUUUGAAGUCAAUUGAUCUCUCUCCAAAUGAUAAAGUUGAUCCGAUUAGUUGUGGAUUUAUCGAUUUCGAACAUCUUUGCUCUAUAAAAAAAGUAGUUGAAAUUCCAAAUCUAACAUUCGAUCAAAUAUUUCAACUAAAAGCAGAAAUUAUUUCUGUUGGUUAUGAUGGAAGUGAAAAAUUUGAUAUCGAACGAGUUGUGAAUCGUUUGUUUACUGAUGGAAUUGAUAAAAAUGUUCGUCAAAUCACGUUUGAAGCAAAACAGGAUUUGAAUUCCUUUCCGGAAAUUUGUGCGAUUCCGGGAAUUUAUGCAACACGAUCCACGUGAGUUAUUCUUAUCCUAAUAUCAUAUUCAAGUUGUAUAAAAAACUUUGCAGACCGUGGAGUGAUGUCGAAUAUUUGUUCAAACGAAACCAUAAAAUGUUUAGCCUGGCUGAUGCGAGACAAAAUUCCUCAGUUAGUAUAUACUUCCAUACUUCUGACUUCGAACAUAUCAAAUGGAUUCGUUUGUAA
Molecule: messenger RNA, 1094 nt
Organism: Caenorhabditis angaria
Lineage: Eukaryota; Metazoa; Nematoda; Chromadorea; Rhabditida; Rhabditidae
Source: the annotation of a GenBank genome assembly